Molecule: messenger RNA, 3561 nt
Organism: Pygocentrus nattereri (red-bellied piranha)
Lineage: Eukaryota; Metazoa; Chordata; Actinopteri; Characiformes; Serrasalmidae
Product: antigen WC1.1-like
Exons: 12
Coding region: 180-2459 (759 amino acids)
Biological process (GO): cell surface receptor signaling pathway
Cellular component (GO): membrane
Molecular function (GO): transmembrane signaling receptor activity
Source: RefSeq, a predicted model, not a curated record
GUGGAGGUGAAGCUUGUUCAGCUGCUAAGUUGAACAGACUGUAUGCAGGUCAGAGGGAGAUUGACAGCUGUGUGGCUCUCAUUCUUCUGUCCUCCACAAUCUCACUCACCACAGCUGCCAGAGUAAGGUUGCUGAACAGUGACAUUCGCUGUGCUGGGCGAGAUUCAUUGUAAUGCAACAUGGGGAACUUGCUCAGAAGGCCAAGACUUGCUGAUGGUUUUCAUCCCUGUUCUGGGAGAGUGGAGGUGCUUGAUGCAGAGACCUGGUGGACAGUGUGUGAUGCUGACUUUGACCAGCAGGAUGCAGAGGUUGUAUGUCGAGAGUUGGGCUGUGGGCUUCCUGUUCAGGUGCUGGGAUCAGCUGCUUUCGGCAGAGGGGAGGGUCAGGUAUGGUCAGAGGAGCUUUGGUGUAGAGGCAACGAAUCUGAUAUUCACUUCUGUCCAUCAUCAUCUUCACUCAAGCACAACUGCUCACAUGACAGUAAUGUGGGUUUGGUGUGUUCCGGUCACACUCAGGCUCAAAUGGUGAACGGUUUGGACUCCUGUUCUGGUCGAGUGGAGCUCAAGUACCUCAGUGAAUGGGGCUCAGUGUGUGAUGUAAGCUGGGAUAUGAGAGCUGCCAGUGUCCUCUGUGGUCAGCUGAAGUGUGGGAGUGCUGUGGCUGUGUUGGGGUCAGACUGGUUUGGGGAGGGGAGUGGCCAGAUCUGGGCUGAUGUGUUUGAUUGUCAGGGGAACGAAACACACCUGUCAAAAUGUCCCAUUUCAUCAUGGAGUCGAACUGCAUGCUCUCAUGAACAGGAUGCUGGAGUCAUCUGCAGUGGUUCCUCUCUGGCAUUUCAUGAUGGGCGAGUGAGGUUGUCUGGAGGGAUGGAGUGUGAGGGGAAGGUGGAGGUGUACUUUGGGCAGGACUGGAGGAGAGUUCUGCUGGACUCCUGGAGUGAGUCUGAGGCCUCUGUUGUCUGCAGACAGUUGGACUGUGGCUCUGUAUUCAGCUUCUCCAGCUCCUCUACAUCUAGUCCUGAACACAAUAACAUAUGUGUGAUGGGUUUCAGCUGUUCUGGGAGUGAAGCUCAUCUGGGGAACUGCAGCAGCGCACAAGCGGUCAACUGCAGUUCCAGAGAACAGCUCUCAAUCACCUGCUCUGGUAAGUUUAAUUCAGCUCACAGCUCCAUCAGGCUGGUUGGUUCUGGGGGAGACUGUGCAGGAAGGCUGGAGGUUUUCCACAGUGGCUCAUGGGGGACAGUGAGUGAUGACUUGUGGGAUAUUGAGGAUGCACAAGUGGUCUGCAGACAGCUGCAGUGUGGAGUGGCCCUCACUUCCCAGGUACCAGCUUGGUUUGGACCUGGAACUGGACCCAUAUGGCUGAAUGAGGUAGAGUGUGAUGGGAGUGAGACGUUGCUGUGGAACUGCAGAUUUCACCUGUGUGGAGAGAAUGAAUGUGGACACAAGGACGAUGUAGGAGUCGUGUGUUCAGAAUUUAAAGAGUUCAGACUCACUGAGGGCUGUGAGGGGAAUCUGGAAGUUUUCUACAAUGGAACCUGGGGUAAUGUGUGUGUAAAUGGGAUGGAUACAAAUACAAUAAGUCUCAUCUGUCAAGAGCUGAACUGUGGAAGAUCUGGCCAUGACAGGGCUUCCAAAGCAAGAGUGGAAUUAGCUCCUAACUGGCUGGUCAAUCUGAAAUGUAGGAAACAUGACUCCACUCUGUGGCACUGUCCAUCUUCACCCUGGGGACAGAAUAUGUGUAUUAAUGGUAACAAGAUGCCUCAAAUUACCUGCUCAGGUAAAGAGAAAAAUAAUCAUGUGUUAAGAAGCUUUCUGACAUGUUCUUCAUCUCCUCAUCACAGACAGUGCUCAAAUCACCUGCCUCUGAGACUGAAGGGAGGAGAAGGAAUCUGCUCUGGGAGGCUGGAGGUGUAUCAUAACGCUGAGUGGGGGUCUGUCUGUGAUGAUAUGUGGGACAUCAAGGACGCUCAGGUGGUCUGCAGGCAGCUGGGCUGUGGGCCAGCACUGAGUGCUAAUGGGAGUGCUGACUUUGGUGCUGGUGAAGGGCCUAUCUGGCUGAACAGAGUGAAGUGUAGAGGGAAUGAGAUUCACCUGUGGGACUGUACUCAUUCCCUAGAGAACCACACUGACUGCUCCCACAGGCAGGACACUGGAGUUAACUGUACAGUUGGUCAGAGAGGAAAGCUAACAACCACUCCAUCGCCAGGUGACCUGUCCAUCUAUUUGGUGUCUCUCCUGGUUCUGGGAACGGUGCUCUUCCUGGCCUUAGUGCUUCUGGUUGUGCUGUUUUACCGGAAGAGAGUGCUCAGGAGAGUGCCCUCUGAGAGGGGGCAAAAUCCUAUCUAUGAAGGCCUGAAUAGAGGGACUGAGGAUAUCUAUGAGGAGAUUGACCACAGAUUCAGCACUGAAAGAACAACUAUCUCAACACAAAGGGAAAAAGUCUCCCCGCGACUCUGAUGGAGUAGCAGAUUAGAAAAUGGAUGGAUGGAUGGAGAAAAAGUCUCUAACUGGAAUAAAGUCAGAAAAUGAUGUCACCACUAGUGGGUUUUUUUAUUAAUGAAUCACCUGAAAAACCUAUAACAUCCAACCCAAUAACACACAACCAUGAUAACAUCAUCACUUCUGGAUAGAUCUCUGAUAGUGCGGCAGGUGUGUUUCUGUUUUGGAGUUUUAGUUAAGAAAAAAAAAAGCAGAAAUGAAAUGAAACAUCAUAGUUUUGUAUUUUAUAUUCACAAGGAAUUGAAAGCAUAUAACAAAUGCUGUAAGAAUUUAUUAAUGAAAGUCUGUGACUACUGUCCUCUGCACUGUGCAGCCACAUCCUUAAAGUAAUGUGUUUAAUUAAAAUGCUCCUCACUUUAGUGUAGAGGAUGAAUCAGAGAGUUGUGAUAAUUUGUCUGUCAUAAUGAUGAAAGCAGCCAUAAUUACACUGAUUUCAUAACAUUUUGACAGACAACAGGGCAGAGUUAUAAUGCUGUGUUAACCACUGGACUGAACUCCAACAUCAUGCAUUUCAUUUUUUAAUUCAGAAAAUGAAUUCAGGAAACCUUCAGUGCAGUAAUAACGCUUUUAUAGCUAAAUGUUAUGAUUUAUUAUCCUCCUCCCAUAUUGGUGUAGUGGCCACACCAGAGAACAUCUGCUGGAUGAGAUGUAGUUGGCACAGUAUGUGUGUGUGCAUUUGUGUGUAUGUGUGUGUGAUGGAGGGGUUUCCAUGGUUACAUGGUGAGAGCCUCUCCAUUUUGUGUCUUGGAUCACUGCGGCUCCUCCCACUCAGAGCCUCACAUGCUCGUAGCUCAUUCUGGGACUCAUAUGGUCACAUAUAUGUACUCCACUGUUUGGCCUCACAGGUUGUGAAGUAUAAUUUUGCUUUCAGAGCCAUGUGUUCUUUUAUUAGUAGUUACCUGAUUGAUUAUUGCCUUUUAUCCUGUUUUUUUAUUCAUGUCUAUAAAAUAUUUGCUUCUGAUGUCCUUGUCCAGGUGUUUUUGUACAUUGCUUCUGGAUUCUGAGUGUUGGAUUUGCCCUGAUAAAGCCACUCUACACAUGUCUGUCUCAACUAAUGUCU